AUGUUAUUUUGUAAUGCUACGCUUAUAACAGUCAAUGAGACUCGUGACAUCAUUGAGAAUGGGGCUAUCCUUGUCAAGGAUACAUAUAUAAUGGCUAUAGGGAAGGCGAAAGACUUGAUUGAAGAAUAUAGAGAUGAAGAGAUUGUCGAUCUCAAAGGACAAAUUAUUAUGCCAGGCUUAAUUUCUCUUCAUGUACAUCUUGCCCAGUCAUUGCUCAGAACUGCUGCAGAUGACUUACCAUUGAUAGAUUGGCUCUGUGAUAGAGUGUGGUGUAUGCAAGGAAACUUCACAGAAGAGGACGGAUAUGUAGCAUCUAAACUUACCAUCGCUGAAAUGUUAAAGUCAGGAACGACGACUUUUGUUGAAGCGUUGUUCGCCGAACGUUAUGGCUUCAAGGGGGCUGUUGAUGCAGUAGUUGAAUCUGGAAUUCGGGGUUGUAUUGGUAAAGUUGUAAUGGAUCAACCCCGUUAUGCCACCCAAGAAGGAAUUUCUAUGCACCAAGGUUUAAUUGAAGAUGAGAGAUCCCUUAAUAAUACAAUUAAAUGCUUCGAACAAUAUAAUGGGGCUGGUGAGGGCUUGGUUGAGGUUUGGUUUGGUGCAAGGACUCCAGGCGGAGUGUCUGAGAAUUUAUAUCGUGAAAUGGUAAAAGUUGCCCGAAGUCGUGGUAUUGGGAUUACAAUGCAUUGUGCUGAAGUCAAGGCUGACAGAGAAUUUUUUGCUUCUGAGGGGCAUACGCCCAUGACUUAUUGUCAAGAUUUGGGUUUGUUGGGCCCCCGUACAGUUCUAGCUCACAUGGUUCAUCUAGAUGACAAUGAUAUAGAAAUCCUUAGCAAAACUGGAGCUUCAGUUGCACAUUGUCCCACGUCCAAUGCCAAAUUGGGAAGUGGGAUUGCUCGUGUAAAAGAGUUGAAUGAUGCCGGAGUUUUGGUAGGGAUUGGAUGUGAUGGGUGUCCUUGCAAUAAUGUAAUGGAUUUGCUUCAGGAAAUGAAGUUAGCAUCCUUGCUUCCUAAAGCAAUACAUGGUGACCCAUCUUUAAUACCGGCGGAAAAAAUUAUUGAAAUGGCUACCAUCAUUGGAGCAAGGGCUCUCGGUAAGGAGAAAGAAAUCGGAUCGUUAGAAGUGGGUAAAAAAGCGGAUUUCAUAUCUAUCAAUCUUUCUGAUAAAUUGUACGCUCAGCCUCAAAGAGAUCCAGUUUCCAUGGUGGUAUAUAUAGCAACUGGGUCUGAUGUCGAAACUGUUGUAAUCAAUGGGAAAAUUGUGAUUAAGAACAAAGUACUUUUGACUCUCGAUGAAGAAAAAAUUAUUAAAGAAGCACAAGUUCAUGGAGAAGAGAUCAGAAAACGGGCAAAUUGUCCCGCAGGUUCGAAAUGGCCCAUUACUUGA
Molecule: messenger RNA, 1383 nt
Organism: Priceomyces carsonii
Lineage: Eukaryota; Fungi; Ascomycota; Pichiomycetes; Serinales; Debaryomycetaceae
Product: amidohydrolase
Exons: 1
Coding region: 1-1383 (460 amino acids)
Molecular function (GO): hydrolase activity, acting on carbon-nitrogen (but not peptide) bonds
Source: RefSeq, a predicted model, not a curated record